Molecule: messenger RNA, 345 nt
Organism: Gloeophyllum trabeum ATCC 11539
Lineage: Eukaryota; Fungi; Basidiomycota; Agaricomycetes; Gloeophyllales; Gloeophyllaceae
Exons: 1
Source: RefSeq, a predicted model, not a curated record
CUCCAUAGUAACUCUCCGCCUUCUGAACUCGAGCGCGAGGCCGUUCGCGCGUCCCUUGAGAAACAGAAUGAGCGUCUAAAGGAAAUGGAAACCAGUAUUCUCAUUCCGGAGAAAGGCCUGCAGGAAAAAUGCACUGCCCGAGAUCUCUUACGGGAGAAAAUUCAUCGUCAACGAUCUGUGCUAUCGCCUUUGCGAGUCAUUCCCGCAGAAUUACUUUCGGAGAUAUUCGUCCACUGCCUGCCGGAAGACGUCUUCAUACCUUGUAGAGCGUCGAGUGCACCAUUGGUCCUCACGCAGGUAUGCCAGUUUUGGACGGAAGUUGCACUCUCCUCGCCUCGAUUAUGG